UUUCAGCUUGGCUUGUUUUGAGUAAAAAUAAUUAUUUUAAAUAUUAAGUUUCUACUACUAUUAUAAAGAAAAAUUUAAUAAGAUUUAAAAAUCUCAAUAGAUAACCUACCUAAAAUGGAUAUCUUAAAAGCUGAAAUAGCCCGAAAGAGGAAACUUUUAGAGGAGAAGAAUGUUUUGAAUCCAACCAAAAAGUUUUUCAAAAGGGGUGACCUCCUAGCAAAAGAACAAGAAGAAUAUUUGAAAAAGUAUGGUCCACAUUUGGUCCAACCAGAAGAGAAAGAUAAAACUGAGGAAAACGAUUCAGGUAAAAAUGCUGAAAAUGAAAAUGAGAAUGAUGAAAGUGUAUCAUUACCAAGAGCUGAGGUUAUAAAACGUCUACGAGAAAGAGGACACCCAAUAGUGCUAUUUGGUGAGAGUGAGAGACAGGCAUUUAAAAGACUCAGACGUAUAGAGAUACAGGAACCAGAGGCCAAUCGGGGUUUCCGUAAUGACUUCCAAGAGGCUAUGGAGAAAGUGGAUCAGGCAUAUUUGGAUGAAAUAUUAGCUUUAGGCACACAGAGUGGUUCAGAAAAGUCACACAAAGAGGAUGACAUAGACGACUCUGUGACUUAUGAAUCCAUUCAAGAAAUGGCCAAAACCAUGGGACAAGGAGACAGAAAUCAUGACAUGAAUGUUAUUCUCACACUGCUACAGUUUCUAUUGAAGCUUUGGGGGCAGCAGUUAAAUUCCGCAACAGCUGCUGAGAAACAAUCUGUGAAACACAAAAUGGCGAGGGCUACAUACACACAGACACAAGUCUACCUCAAACCCCUGACAAGAAAGCUGAAGAAGAAAAACUUUCCAGAAGACAUUUGUGAUAGCUUAAUGGAGAUCACGAAGCACUUGCUGGAAAGAAAUUAUAUAAUGGCUAGUGACGCGUAUCUUCAAAUGGCGAUCGGUAAUGCACCAUGGCCUAUCGGAGUUACUAUGGUCGGUAUCCACGCGCGUACGGGACGUGAGAAAAUUUUCUCCAAAAACGUAGCCCACGUGAUGAAUGAUGAAACACAGAGAAAGUACAUCCAAGCCCUGAAACGACUGAUGACUAAAUGCCAAGAAUAUUUCCCUACUGAUCCGUCUAGAUGUGUUGAAUAUAGUACGACCAAAUAAAUAUUUUUGCGUAUUCAGUCUUUUAUUAUCAAGAGCAAAAUGUUUUUAAAAUAUGUUUUAGAGUUCCACUUGCAAGAAUGCCUAAAAAUAAUUUCGACUGAAGAUAACCUAGGAUAUUACGCGAUAAAAAUUGAUUUCUUGAAGCUUUUCGAGACGUAUCCUGAAGUAGGCGAUAAGGUUUUAGGAAAUCCUAUACACUUCUUGCCAAGUUGCAGUGAAGACUUGGUAAGGGCCCAGAAGAAUAUACUAACAAAGAAACAAUAUAAAGAUUUAAUAUCGGACCUAGCUUAUACUUCUUUAAAGAAAAACGUGACUGCUCGAUUUUUUGGCCUGCCAGUAUGCCCAGAGUUACACAGAACAGUUUUUCCCAAGAAUUCAGAUAUAGGAAGCUUUUUGAAAAUUUCUGGGACAGUUGUAAGAAUAACACAGUCAAAAAUGUUGGAGUACAAAAGGAUGUAUGUGUGUGUAAAAUGUAAAUAUGAAAUGAUUGUUGAGGCAGACUUUGAAAGCAGUUACAUAUUGAAAGCACCUACAAAGUGUGCAAACCCAAGCCCAAAAUGUAAAUGUACAAUAUUCAAUCAGUUCAAUCUCGUAUCGAGAAUACAUUGUAAGGAUUACCAAGAAAUAAAGUUACAAGAGCAAGUAAAUAAAUUGACAAUUGGUACAAUACCAGGGUACAUGACUGCUGUGCUUGAGAAUGAUCUCGUUGACUCCUGCAAACCUGGUGAUGAUGUGACUAUUUGUGGAAUAGUCCGUCGUCGAUGGAAACCGUGUUCCGCUGGGCAAAGGACGCGAGUAGAACUGGUGUUUGAAGCCAAUUUCGUUGAAGUGAGCAACGCCAAGAGAUCUGAAGUUAUUGCUUCAUCGCCAGACAUCAAGGACUGUUUCAACGACUUCUGGGCAAAAUACCAACAUCUUCCCUUGAAGGGUAGAGAUGAGAUUCUGGCUACUGUUUGUCCACAGGUAUAUGGACUUCACCUGGUUAAGUUGGCGAUACUGUUGUCUGUUAUAACAAGUGCCAACCACGACAUACAAGGAGACAAAGUGACUAAAGAUGAUGAGAACUAUGCAAGCCAUGUCAGAGAGCAGUGCCAUUUGCUGCUGGUUGGUGAUCCAGGCACUGCCAAGUCCCAGCUGCUAAAGGCGGCUGCGGAGUUGACACCUCGCUCAGUGUUCACUACAGGCGCGGGGAGCACGCUAGCUGGUCUAACGUGUGUGGCGUUACGGGAGGACGGAGUGUGGCAGCUGGAGGCGGGCGCGCUGGUGCUGGCCGACGGCGGCGUGUGCUGCAUCGACGAGAUAGCGCACCUGCGGGAACACGACAAGAUGGCCAUGCACGAGGCCAUGGAGCAGCAGACUAUAUCCGUGGCCAAGGUCGGAAUAGUAUGUAAACUGAAUACCAGGUGCGCUGUGAUCGCCGCCUGCAACCCGCGGGGCAAGUAUCAGACGGACCAGCCGCUUGCGACUAAUGUUGCACUCGGGACACCUCUGUUAAGUAGGUUCGAUUUGAUUUUCAUUUUGAUGGAUUCAAAGAACAAAUCGUGGGAUUCGCUGGUGUCGAAACACAUACUGUAUGGAGAGGUUUUCACAGGUUUACGAAAUAAAUGGAGUGUUGAUAAAUUGCAGACCUACAUAGGACUAAUCGGUCCUAGAUGCGUGCAACGAACGCGGUCAGCUAACGCGAUACUACAGAGCUAUUACAUGAUGCAGCGGCAGUCAGAGUGCAGGGAUCCUUCAAGGACCACCGUCCGAAUGCUAGACAGCCUUAUAAGGUUAUCAGAAGCACAUUGUCGACUCAUGUAUAGGACGACGAUAUUAGCAAUGGACGCGAUAGUAGCGGUGGCACUGGUAGACCUUUCGAUGCAGAGUUGCAUAGUUCACGACUCGCCGGACGCUCUACACACAACAUUCCAGAAAUAUCCAGACUUUGACUACCUCUGCUUAGCGAAAAAAUUGCUAUUGAAAUUAAACCUUUAUGACAUAUGGCAGGAUGAGCUACUUUACUAUGCAAAACUUCUGGAAGUCGAUCAUAAGACGCUAGAAAAUGAGAUCCUACAUAAAAAUCAUAAAUCGUUCGCGAAGUUUAAUGUUGGAAGUGUCGAGGAUGAUAUGACUCCGUCCCUACCGAUUACGAGUACAUAUUUUAAUGAUUUAAAAGAAAAAUAUGCAAGUGAUAAAAUAGACGAUAAUCAAGAAAUUGAAUCAAUAAUCAAUCAUGGGAAAUGUAAAAGUAAUAGUAUAGUUGAGGCAUCAGAAAGUCCGUCGAAAACAAAAGGUAAAGGACGUAAAAGAAAGGAAAUUGUUCUACAGAAUGGCACUUUAGAAAGAGAGAGUAAGAAACUAAAGAAAGACACAAAAACAAAAAAAUCGAAUAAGUCUAAAGAAAAUGGCGACAAAGAAUUAAAUAUUCAGAACAUGUUAAAUGAAGUACCAAGUGUAAAUGACAUUUUUAAAGAUUUAGGUAUUGAUAUUAAAGUCGAAAAUGAUAAGGAGAAUAUUGUAGAUCAUGAAAUAACAGAAAAUCUUUCUUUAAAUAAUAUUGACUUAAAUGGUGGAAUUAGUAAUAAAUCAAGCGAGGAAAAAACUGAUCUGAAUGAUAGUAUAUCACAUAAAACUCUGAAUAAACUCAAACUUUUUGAAUUCAAAGAGAAAUCUGAUAAGAAUAAUUUGCUAACAGAAAGUAAAUGUGUAGAGACUAGCAAAGACACUGUAAAGAAACUAGAUACCCCUGGUAGCAGUGCUUCUACAAGUUUCAGCAAACCGUCCAUAUCUGGUUCCCAAAUACCAAUGUUUGAGAGCUCUGAUUGUGAUAUAGAUUUAGAUAUUUGAAAGUAUUACUAAGGGUCAACUUAUACUAGCGCAGAGUCGAAGCGAUUUAUUAAAACUGAACGUAACA
Molecule: messenger RNA, 4042 nt
Organism: Aricia agestis (brown argus)
Lineage: Eukaryota; Metazoa; Arthropoda; Insecta; Lepidoptera; Lycaenidae
Gene: Prp18
Product: DNA helicase MCM9
Exons: 19
Biological process (GO): RNA splicing; double-strand break repair via homologous recombination
Cellular component (GO): nucleus; MCM complex; spliceosomal complex
Molecular function (GO): ATP hydrolysis activity; ATP binding; single-stranded DNA binding
Source: RefSeq, a predicted model, not a curated record